UCAACCAAUUAUAAAAAUAUUGCUGCUGGCUCGCUUGCCUUGCAUAGUAUUAUUUUUUGGUUUGGUUGGAAUUACUGUCCUAGUUUGUUGAGCAGGUAGUGUGCUACUUAACAACAAAAAUAUUUAUUUUUAGGUACUUAUCAAACAUUCGAUCAUAUAAUCCACUGUUAGUAAAAUGUCGACUACUAUUCCACUUAUUGUAAAAAUUUUAGCUUCGUCAGUUUCUGUAGCUAACAGAGCUGGUAAAAUAGUGCGCGAUGUUAUGAGCAAAGGAGAACUUGGCAUUGUUGAAAAGGGGAAAGACGAUUAUCAAACUGAAGCUGAUAGGUCAGCGCAAAAAUGUAUAAUAGCAUCACUGUCAGCACAAUAUCCGAAGGUGAAAAUAAUCGGAGAAGAGGAAGAAAGUCCAGAUGAUAAGGGUGCAAUUCCAAGUGACUGGAUAGUAGUGGAGUCUGACAAGGAUGUUCUUUGUAUGCAAUGUCCAGCGAGCCUACAGGGCAUCUGUGAGGAGGACAUUGUUGUGUGGGUUGAUCCUCUUGAUGGAACCUCGGAGUAUACCCAAGGUGCCCUAAUGUUGAAGAGGGAUCCUUGGGAAAGAUGGAAAAUGUAUCUUACGCAUCCAUUCAUUAGUAUGAAGUGGUAUUUAAGUUUGCUACAGUCAAAAUAUGGAUUUCUAGAACACGUUACAGUUUUGAUAGGAAUAUCAGUGAAUGAAAAACCAGUGGCUGGUGUCAUACAUCAGCCAUACUACAAAACUAUUAUUGGAGGAGAGAAAGUAAUGGGCAGAACAAUAUGGGGCCUGCAGGAGGCCGGAGUUGGGGGAUAUACACCUGCACCGCCUCCUGAUUCCUUGAUUAUCACUACCACACGGAGCCAUUCUAAUCCUAUUGUUGAACAGGCAUUACAAGUCAUGAACGCAUCCCAAAUUCUAAGAGUUGGUGGAGCUGGUUAUAAGGUUCUACAAUUAUUAGAAGGCAAAGCAUCUGUGUAUGUCUUUGCGAGCCCUGGCUGUAAGAAAUGGGACACAUGCGCGCCUGAGGCUAUUCUGGCCGCGGCCGGAGGCAAGCUGACAGACAUUCUCGGCAACUUCUACAAGUAUGGCGCCACAGUGUCGCACCCCAACAAGACUGGGGUGCUGGCAGCGGUCAACGACGAACUUCAUAAUUAUGCCCUGACCAGAAUACCUCGGGAGUUAAAAGACACACUCGCUAAAAAGUGAUUGUAAAUUUGGAACAGUAUUUUGUAAAUAUUUAAAGGAUUUUCUUGUACAAUAUGUGUAUGAAUAAAAACAACUGUUAAAUAAUAAAUUGUAAUAAAAAAAACUUGAAAUAAAUAAUAAUAUUAAUUGUU
Molecule: messenger RNA, 1350 nt
Organism: Plodia interpunctella (Indianmeal moth)
Lineage: Eukaryota; Metazoa; Arthropoda; Insecta; Lepidoptera; Pyralidae
Exons: 6
Coding region: 176-1219 (347 amino acids)
Biological process (GO): phosphatidylinositol phosphate biosynthetic process
Molecular function (GO): 3'(2'),5'-bisphosphate nucleotidase activity
Source: RefSeq, a predicted model, not a curated record